AUGCUCUCUUCCCCUCUGCGGCGGUGCAUCCUGACGCAGAAGGUCCUUCCGAGCGACAUGAUGGUCCGCUUCGAACUGACCCGGUCACCUGCGACCGCCUCAGGUCCCGCUCCUCGACUCGUCUGCCAGCCAGCCAAAAUGAUGCACAGCCGGUUCGAGGACCGCUCACAGGGAACUACGGGCAAGGGGAUGUGGGUUGCUUGCUGGAGAAGCGCGGUCGAACGGUUGGCUAACAAGGGCGCCUACAAACGACUACACGCGUCGGCUGCGAUGGACCCAAAGACGAUCGGGAUCAAGACGCACUCGCACCUCGUUCGACGAGUGGUGCAGGAGGCGGAGCUGAUGGCGGGACGGAUGAAGGGGUGGCAGGGCGCGUGGAUCGAGAACGAGGACGACAUUCCUGUCCGGAGAACGACGCGAGAAGGACUGGAGGAGCUGUGGCAAGCACAUCUCGCCGGAACGACUCGAAGAAUAGCCGCCAUCCUCGACCUCUCGCCUCUUCCAUCCCCAAGCAACGCUUCAGCCCCCUCUACGAAAGUCGCCGCCUUCCUCCCCACCCUGACAGAUCGGCGCAUACCCUACUUCCGCCUCGCGCCCUUCUUCGACUCGGUCGUCGUCCACCCCAACUCACUCCCAAUAUGGCCCAGAUACGCCGACGACGACCCGACUCCCGCAGCCGACCGCUUCCUCGCCAACGUACGCGCAAACCUCGACGGUGUCGUCUCCCUCCUCCAGCGGCGUCUCGCUCGACGACGAGUAGGUCCAGGAAGCACAGUUGCGACGCUUGCAGAACCGCGCGGAGAGGGCGACCUCUACGUCCUCUUCGCGCCGUUGAUCGACCUUGAUCCGUCGCGGUACGACGAGGCGGAGCAGGCCAAGGCAGAGGCGGUUGUGCCCCUCGUUGUUGCGCUGAUGCGGAUGAGGCUGUGGACGGGCGAGGGCUGGGCGGCAGAAUAG
Molecule: messenger RNA, 957 nt
Organism: Rhodotorula toruloides NP11
Lineage: Eukaryota; Fungi; Basidiomycota; Microbotryomycetes; Sporidiobolales; Sporidiobolaceae
Exons: 3
Coding region: 1-957 (318 amino acids)
Source: RefSeq, a predicted model, not a curated record